This is a messenger RNA of Contarinia nasturtii (swede midge), 1833 nucleotides long. It is a transcript of the gene deltaCOP, whose product is annotated as coatomer subunit delta. The transcript is spliced from 8 exons. Lineage: Eukaryota; Metazoa; Arthropoda; Insecta; Diptera; Cecidomyiidae. Bases 114 to 1682 code for a protein of 522 amino acids. Gene Ontology annotation, biological process: Golgi localization; endoplasmic reticulum to Golgi vesicle-mediated transport; retrograde vesicle-mediated transport, Golgi to endoplasmic reticulum. Gene Ontology annotation, cellular component: COPI vesicle coat; cytosol. The record is from RefSeq and is a predicted model, not a curated record.
GUCAAAUACGACACCAGAGCUGACACGUAAUCUUACUGUAUUUCAACAUCAAGUCAAUAAUCCAUUAAAUUUUAUUAUUUUGAUCAGAAAAUCGAGUUAGUUUUGUGUAUAAAAUGGUGUUGAUCGCAGCCGCUGUAUUUACCCGAGCAGGGAAAGUGAUAAUUUCCCGUCAAUUCAUUGAAAUGACAAAGGCUCGCAUUGAAGGGCUGUUGGCUGCAUUUCCGAAGCUCAUCACAUCCGGUAAACAGCAUACGUUCGUUGAAUCGGACUCAGUACGCUACGUAUACCAACCAAUGGAAAAAUUAUAUAUGGUGUUGAUAACAACAAAAACAUCGAACAUUCUCGAGGAUUUGGAAACAUUGCGUCUCUUCUCCAAAGUGAUUCCCGAGUAUUGUCGCAAUUUGGAUGAGAAAGAUAUCAGCGAGAAUGCUUUCAAUUUAAUUUUUGCAUUCGAUGAAAUCGUUGCACUUGGCUACCGUGAGAGUGUAAAUCUAUCACAAAUUAAAACGUUUGUUGAAAUGGAUUCGCAUGAAGAACAGGUUUACUUGGCCGUUCGUAAAACACAAGAACGUGAAGCGAAACAAAAGAUGCGAGAGAAAGCAAAAGAAUUGCAACGUCAACGAUUGGAAGCAAAUAAACGUGGCGUUUCAUUGGGACGUGGCAACAUCAGUGGCGGUUCAAGCUUUGGUGGUGGUAUUUCAGGCGGUAGUUUUGGUGGCAUUUCAAGUACAUCAGUAUUGUCGCAGCCAUCGGUUGGAAUUGGUGAAACUGCACCAUCGCCUGUUAAAAAGCCGGCUCCGACACGUAAUGCUCUUAAAUUGGGUGGAAAAUCGAAGGAUGUCGAUAGUUUUGUUGAUCAAUUGAAGAGUGAAGGAGAGAAAGUUACGAACUUAGCACCGACAUCGGUGAGCAGUGCUGCUGCACCCGCUGCUCGUGCCAAGACCAGCGUUCCCACAGAAGAUGUUCAUCUACGCAUAGAAGAUAAGAUGAAUCUGCGCAUCGGUCGUGAAGGUGGUUUACAAUCAUUCGAAUUAUUUGGUUUGCUAACGCUUAAAGUUGCCGAUGAGAAAUAUGGAAAAAUUAAGGUUCAAUUGGAAAACAAUGCCAACAAAGCCAUUCAAUUGCAAACCCAUCCAAAUGUGGAUAAAGAAUUAUUUAGAUCGGCCAGUCAAAUUGGUCUUAAAAAUUCAACAAAACCAUUCCCGGUCAAUACGGAUGUUGGUGUUUUGAAAUGGCGCUAUCAAACACAAGAUGAAACAGCAAUUCCACUUACAAUUAAUUGCUGGCCAUCUCAAAAUGGUGAGGGAGGAUGUGAUGUCAACAUUGAAUACGAAUUGGAACAUCAACAUCUUCAACUACAAGAUUUGACAUUGUCUAUUCCACUGCCAACUGGAUGUCAACCGACUAUCGUUGACUGUGAAGGUGACUACCAUUAUGAUAAAGGCAAGAAUCGUCUUCAAUGGAACAUUUCGAUUGUCGACUCUUCAAAUCCGGCUGGUUCAAUGGAAUUCAGUUGUCCAUCAUCCAUUCCGGCCGAUUUCUUCCCGGUUGAAGUGACAUUUGUAUCAAAAGUACCAUAUGCUGAAUUGAAAGUCUUACAAGUUACGAAAAUUGAAGAUGGUUCAACUGUACCAUUCUCAGUGGAAAUGGUAUUUUAUCCAGAAAAAUAUGAAAUUGCCUAAAGUGAAUCACAUCCAUUUAACUGCAAAUUAUGUAUCAUUAAUAUUCCAAUGCGCGAAACUAUAUCGAAAGGUGUUAUUAUUUCAAUUUACUAUUAUAAAAUACAAUAUGCUUAUUCAUUGUCAAAUAAAUUGAUUUUAUUUUGAAAACAGA